UCUAAUUUAAAACCUGUCCUUUGCAGUCCCCUCUCUCCCACAGAAAGUAUGCUCGAUGGCAUUCUGUUGGGUUACAUCGUCCGCCUGAUCCUGAUAGGGCCCUUUUUCAGUAUCCGUCUCGCCUUGUACCAUCAUCCUUCCGCACAAUACUCACUUUCACUCGGAUGAUAGAGAGACGGGCUCAAGGCGGUCGUCAGCUUCACCAGGAUGCAACGGUUGCCUAUCGAGAUCAUGACAUACAUAGCAAACUCCCUGGACUUACACGAUACGUUCAACCUCAGCCUGGUUUGUUCCCAGUUCAGAUAUCUUGUAAUCAAUGCCCCGUACUCAGCCGACGUCCAAGAUGCAUGCUCCUCCAAGCAAUACGCCCGUUGCUUGCGGCGACUGGUCAAGAUCCAGAAUGCUGUCGCUACCGCCGCGCCGUACUCCGCCGCAAUUGCUGCUCAUGUGGAUGACUUCAUCUACUGUGAUGGAAUGCUUUGCUACACUCAAGGCUAUGAGUCGCUCCGCCUUCUCCAUCUACAUGGAUCUGCGGACUCGGAGAUCGUUAUCGACAUCCGUACGCUACUGUGGGCUAUCCCAGGACUGGGCAUUGGGAAUGGUAAGUUCAAGUUUCGGCCAGUACACUUCGCCUGCGGGAUUGUAAGCUGUCUUUACAAUCCACCAAAGACAGGAGGUCGAAGCCGACUUGUCAUUAUAGAUGUGCGACAAAGGAGGCUUCUAACAGCUCAUGUUCUCGAAUCAACAUCCAAGCUGUUUGCACGCAACAACAAGGAAUGUCUCUACUAUGGCACCCACUCAAUGAUUGGAGAUGACGGCUUCAAAAGAUGGGUUCUGAGGCGAUUCGACAUCUGCAAGGAACAAUGGGCUGCAGGCCGUUUGGACCUCGAGGACCUAGUCGGAUCAGACGUCGGCUCUACUGUUUGCUUUGAAGUCAUCGACAAUAACUUUUAUGGAAUCUCAAGCCUGAACACUUUUGAUGUCUACGAAGCUGAUUGGACCUCACACUAUUACGGCUUUCGUUUACCGGUGGGAAGUUUAGAGGCCAAGGACAUGCAGCUAACAUCGGAAAAUGCCAUGUGGCGCCGGCAACACGAAGAGGGGCCCAUUGAUGAUAGAUGGAGCACUUUGCAACUUGAAAAGGACCAGGUUACUGGGAAUAUCAUGGUUUCAGAAUGUCGAAGAGAAUGGCUUGUCGACGAGUGUUCAAGCACGAGAUCAUCGUAUCGGACAGAGCUUAUCUUUUCUAAUCGACGCAACCGUGCAAACGACUCAGACUCCGAUUCCGACCCCGAAAGCGAUGCCGAAAGCAGCGAAGUUCCACCCACUCAUUCAUGCUCAACUGGUACAGCAGUCCAAGCCAACAAACAGCGCGAGUCUUCAACGUUUCACAGAGGCGAUGACGGCUCAACGACCCCAGCAAUAACUCUUAGCCAAUGCUUCAUACGUUCUUAUAACCAUUCCUGCGAAACGUUCAUCGACCUGGUCAACGACCCUGAUGCUUCCGAUUCUAUGAUGCGAAGGCCGCAGCUACGUUCAAUAUCCCGUUUUAGCCAUGCCAGAAACAACCACGGUCUUCAAUGGUCACCUGCAGACGGCGCGGGGCAAGGGGCUCUCCAACCCGGUACGCCAAAUAAGAUCUCAUGGUGGCCGCCAAAAACCGAUACAAAGCAGAAAAACUUGUGCCUCACAGAGUUGGAUAGCAUUCUCAACCCCAAAGGCCACAAUACGUACAGUCCUAUCUCAGGGGUUAUGGACGACCGCUCGAUAGUCUAUGCCGUCGGACCACGGGCAUCCCAUAGUACGCGGCCGCUGGUGUUCAUCUCAUUCGAUCCCGCUAUCAGGCUUCCAAACCUCAACAACUGGCCCGGUGGCCCAACGACACCACCACGAACUCAGUUCAAGACACAGGGGGACGACGUGACAAGCCCCUGUCAAUAUCCAACACCGCAGUCGCUGCCGAUCUCGGGGCCUGCCUCAAGGAACUCCUCUUUCAGUGAGGGGUCAUACCCUGGCCCAAGACGACCAUCACCCGACAUACAGUCAGAAUUAUGCAAGCCUGGAGUCUCAACUUGGAUAAGGAGAGCUCCAGCCGCGUACUUGCAGAGAGCUUGCACUCCUGGGAAGCCGUUCGGCUAUGAUUUCGCUUACAGCGGGCACAAUUCGGCAUCGUCUCGAAGUUAGAACGGAGAGCCUGCCGACGGCUGCAUUCUCCCCAUGUCCAUCAAAGGCUCUAGGCGUGUCACACAUCUUCGGGCGAGGGCCAGAUCCACACUCGGGCAUCCUUAAACAGGCUGUUCCAAACGGAUAUUCCGUGGCGUAAAAGUACCUUGCCGAAGGAACGCGUUGGAUGGAGACUCGGACAUGGGUGGACGACUGGGUUCUCCUACAAACAGUCCUCAUCAAAGCCCCGUCGCAGCAAUUGUAUCGCCGGACAUGCUUGCUUAUGAUUUUGUGGUAGGAAGGGGGGGACGCCAAUUGCCUUGUUUUCCCGAGCUCCUUGCUCACCCCCGCUUGCGGCCGCUCGGCGGCGGUGGUUCGCACAAUGGGGAUGUUCGCCUUGCGUUAGCUUUGCGAGCUACUGAUAUUACCCCCCUGUUUGAAGAAGGGAUUACGCCUUAAGCGAGAGACAGGGCCACAAGAUCCAUCUAUCAUCUGUAGUUGUAAGAAUCUACAGAUACUCUGAACU
Molecule: messenger RNA, 2689 nt
Organism: Colletotrichum destructivum
Lineage: Eukaryota; Fungi; Ascomycota; Sordariomycetes; Glomerellales; Glomerellaceae
Product: Putative F-box domain-containing protein
Exons: 2
Coding region: 208-2184 (658 amino acids)
Molecular function (GO): protein binding
Source: RefSeq, a predicted model, not a curated record